Toxorhynchites rutilus septentrionalis is the source of this 4375-nucleotide messenger RNA. RefSeq names its product ATP-binding cassette sub-family C member 4-like. NCBI's taxonomy places the organism in Eukaryota, Metazoa, Arthropoda, Insecta, Diptera, Culicidae. The transcript is spliced from 10 exons. The record is from RefSeq and is a predicted model, not a curated record. Gene Ontology annotation, molecular function: ABC-type transporter activity; ATP hydrolysis activity; ATP binding. Gene Ontology annotation, biological process: transmembrane transport. Gene Ontology annotation, cellular component: membrane. The coding region runs from base 332 to 4225 and encodes 1297 amino acids.
CCAGCUCUAUCGCCGGUGUUCGAGUGCUCGUUCUUUCUCAACUAAUCCAAGUGUUGGGCAUCGACAGCUGAUUUUCGUACCGAGAAAUCUGCAUCGAAAACGAAUCACAAUCUUCCACAACGGUGACAAUCUUUUGCACCGAAAACAAUACCAUUGGGUGAUGCAAAAAAAUCACGCACAUGAUUGACAAUUUAUCUUGAAACGAGCAGAAAAAUAGAAUCUCCUUAUCUGGGGAACCUUGAUUUGAGCAAACAUCGGAGGGAAGUUUUCUUGUCUGGUGUGGAUACCGCCGCAUCAAGUUAAAUGCUGACCGCGAGAACAACUGGAGAUCAUGGAAGCUCCCAAGAUAGAUCUGUGCAGGAAUCCGCGCCAAGGCGCCAACCUGCUGUCGGUGCUUUCUUUCUGGUGGACGUACGAUUUGUUUCAUAAAGGUUCGACGAAAACGUUGGGUCUAUCCGAUCUGUACAAACCACUCGAGGAGGAUCAUGCGGAUAAGCUUGGGGAUAAACUGGAAAAACAGUGGGAACGACAGCUCAAAAAUUACAAGAAAAAAUCCAAAGGUGGGCCAUCUCUGGUUAAAGCCAUAUUCCGAGCAUUUUGGCAGGAUUGGUUGCUACUAUCAAUAAUCACCGUGUUCGGUGAAAUCAUACUCAGGAUCGCUCAACCAUUCCUGCUGGGAAGACUUCUCUUAUAUUUCAGACGUCAAACAGAUAUGACCUUCGACGAGGCAUUGUACUUCACUUUUGGCAUGAUCGCAACCAAAGCUGCCAGCGUUAUAGUGGACAAUCGAUACGCAAUAAUCACGGCGUUGAACGGAGUCCGCACCAGGAUUGCCGUGUGUAAUAUUAUAUACCGCAAAUCUUUGAGACUAUCGAGAAACGCACUGGGGGAUACCUCACCCGGAAAGGUUGUCAAUUUGAUGUCGAAUGAUGUUAAUCGAUUCGAUAUCGUAUCAUACAUACUAAGCUUCAUGUGGUCAUCGCCAUUGGUUACUAUUAUUGUUCUGGUGCUGCUGUGGUACGAGGUUGGCUGGGCAGGACCAAUUGGGUUGGUGGUGGUGUUCAUCGUGACUCCGAUACAGUCAUUUUUCGGCAAGCUCACAUCGCGAUAUCGAUUGCAGACCGCCCUGAAGACGGACGAGCGUAUUCGGUUGAUGGAUGAGAUUAUAUCAGGGAUACAGGUUAUCAAAAUGUACGCAUGGGAAAAACCAUUUGCCAUGCUGAUAUCUCUUGCGAGGAAGGCAGAACUUAAGAUCGUUCUCAAAAGUGGGUUGAUUCGAGGGAUGUACAUGACAUUCCAACUUUUUACAACGCGGGCGGCACUUUUUGCUACGAUGAUUACGUUGAUUCUCAUGGAGGGAGAACUCACUGCCGCUAAAGUGUUCGUGGUUGCCAGCUACCUCAAUAUUGUCUCUCAUGUGAUGUCCGGAAUGUUUGUUCGAGGAGUUGCAGAAAUUGCUGAGGCAUUGGUAGCCAUACGCAGACUGCAGAACUUUUUGGAAUACGAAGAGAUCAACGAUUCGAAAACUCAAACUAAUGACCCAGUAGAGCACAAUGAAAACCGAGCAGAUAUAGCUAUUCGACUGCACUCCGUAACCGCUCGAUGGAACCCCGUUACAGCAGAUGGCAGGGACCAAGAACAUCGUCCUCCCACAUUGAGCAAUCUGAGUAUAGAAUUCCGGAAGGGUCAAUUGAUUGGUAUCGUCGGGGCCGUUGGUUCUGGGAAAUCUUCAAUUCUGCAAGCCAUUCUCAGAGAAUUACCACUUGAGUCCGGUCAUAUCCUUAACAACGAAAUCAUGUCGUACGCUAGCCAGGAACCGUGGUUGUUUGCGGGAAGCAUCAGACAAAAUAUACUGUUCGGGUCCACCAUGGAUAGAAAGCGUUACAAAGCGGUUGUUCGGGUUUGUGCACUUGAAACCGAUUUGGAGCAGUUCGCCGAAGGUGACGAGACGUUGAUUGGGGAGCGUGGAGUUUCUCUUUCCGGAGGCCAAAAAGCGAGAAUAAGUUUAGCACGAGCAGUAUACAAGGAAUCGAGUGUGUAUCUGUUGGACGAUCCACUGAGUGCGGUUGAUGCCCAUGUCGCAAAACAUUUGUUUGACCUGUGUAUUGGUGCGAGAGGAUUUCUAGGUAGACAGAGAAGCACGAGAAUUCUUGUAACGCACCAGGUUCAUUUUUUGGUGCAAUCGGAUUGGAUUAUUGUUAUGGAUGAGGGAAAGAUUGCAGCACAAGGCACACCGCACGAUCUGCACCAACAUGGAAUUGAUUUUCUAGAGUUGACUGAAGGCGAAAAUAAUGGAUGCAAUUUUAGCAGACAAAGUUCCUACAGCUCAGUGAAUUCAGAUUGCAGCGAAGCAGAGCUUAAUUGUAGCCAUGAACAGCAUACUAGACAGAUGGAGCAUGCAUUUGAAAAGUCCUCAGAAGACACAGUUGACGGUUCGAUGUUUGUACACUACGCCGCAGCGGUAGAAAAUUGGGCUAUCAUCAUAGGUUUAGUGGCGCUUUUCAUAACUACGCAGCUGAUUGUGAGUUUUACCGACUAUUGGGUUUCCUUUUGGGUAUCUCAAGAGGAGUUGAGGACAUUCCUCAGUGCCCAAAACAGCACUGAUAUGAGCUAUCACAAACCACUCGGCACAGACGUUUGCGCGUAUGUUCAGAGUGCGGUUGUCGCUGGGGUCUUCAUAAUAGGACUGAUGAGGGCGCUCGGAUUCUACCGAACAUGUGCGCGGGCUUCGCAAACCAUUCACGAUUGGUCCUUCAGGGGCUUCAUCUCCGCAACUAAACAUUUCUUCGACACGAACCCCUCUGGGCGAAUCCUGAAUCGUUUCUCGAAAGACAUCGGACUGAUGGACGAAAUGCUGCCCAAAUCCAUCAUGGAUGCAACACAGACGGUCCUCACGAUUAUCGGUGCCAUGCUGGUCAUUCUCGUAGUUCAACCGUUGUUCGUUAUUCCGAUGAUACUUCUACUUGGAGUUCUCCUUUAUGCGAGGAAACUCUAUCUUAAAACUUCACAAAACAGCAGAAGACUCGAAGCGAUCACUCACUCGCCAAUUUUCUCACACAUAGCAACCACACUUAAUGGACUACCCACAAUACGCUCAUUUUCCGUACAGAAACUUCUCAUCACAGAGUUCAACCAACAUCAAGAUGUCAACACCGGGGCAGUGUUCAUGUUCCACUCGUGCAGAAUAGCCUUCGGGAUGAUGCUGGAUGUGAUAUUCUUCCUGUUUCUGUCGAUUGUCAUGUUCAGUUUCCUGCUACUGGAAACAAGUGCGCUGGGUGACAAGGUAGGACUGGUGGUGACACAAAUCACUUCCCUCGGCAGUCUGCUCCAGUUUGGAAUUCGACAGAGCGCAAAUAUGUUUAAUCAUCUGAUAGCGGUCGAACGGCUUUUGGAGUACAAAAACCUGCCUGCGGAGGAACAGCCUCCCGUGGAUACGGCUUUAAUCCAAACAAAAACUUGGCCCUCCGAAGGGCGGAUUGAGUUCAUGAAAGUUAAUUUCAGAUACUUUAAAGAUGCUCCUCUCGUGCUGCGGGAUCUUUGCUUGGAGGUUGAACCGAAACAAAAGGUUGGCAUCGUGGGUCGUACCGGUGCUGGAAAAUCCUCGAUCGUCGGUGCACUCUUUCGGUCGGCAAUCGUCGAGGGCACUAUUACUAUCGAUGGAGUAAACACAGAUGAAAUUACGAUGGAAACAUUGCGCUCCAACAUCUCAAUCAUUCCACAAGAUCCGGUACUGUUCAGUGGCACGCUACGUAAAAACCUUGAUCCGUUCGAUAAAUAUCAGGACUCGGUUCUGUGGAAUGCGCUGGAAUUGGUAGAGCUGAAAGACAUUGCGAACGGACCGCUGGGUCUCCAAACGUACGUCGCUCCUGGUGGUUCAAACUUCAGUGUCGGACAACGUCAGCUAGUGUGUUUGGCCAGAGCUAUCUUGAGAAGCAAUAAGAUACUUGUGUUGGACGAAGCCACAGCAAACGUGGAUCCCGAAACUGACCGAUUGAUUCAGCAAACUAUCAGGGAGCAUUUUGCUGAUUGCACAGUGCUGACGAUAGCCCACCGACUUAACACCAUCAUUGAUUAUGACCGAAUUUUGGUUAUGAGCGAAGGAAAAGCGGUAGAGUUUGGUACGCCACAUGAAUUGGUACAGAAGCCAGAGGGUAUAUUCAGGGAUAUGCUUCUCGCAACGGGACAGGCAGAGUCGGAGAAUUUGAUGAAUAUGGCCAAGAAAUAGUUUAGUUGAUGUGCCUGUUGGACAACAUAACAUAUCCUGCCUCUGGUGUAUAGAAACCCUAGAAUGUCCGCCAAAUAUACACGUUUUAGUGGAGAAUGAUGUUCGUUUUUAUAGUUUACUAGCUGACCCGGCAAACUUCGUCCCGCCCAA